Messenger RNA from Gigantopelta aegis, 1641 nucleotides. RefSeq names its product 39S ribosomal protein L17, mitochondrial-like. NCBI's taxonomy places the organism in Eukaryota, Metazoa, Mollusca, Gastropoda, Neomphalida, Peltospiridae. Gene Ontology annotation, cellular component: mitochondrial large ribosomal subunit; ribosome. Gene Ontology annotation, molecular function: structural constituent of ribosome. The record is from RefSeq and is a predicted model, not a curated record. Bases 89 to 838 code for a protein of 249 amino acids. The transcript has 4 exons. Gene Ontology annotation, biological process: translation.
CUAAGGGAGGUAACUAUAACUCAUCCGGAACGUAAAACGUUUCGUGAAAGUCAUUUGAUUCCGAUAAAAUCUAUCACAUCUUUCAAGCAUGUUGCGUUUUAAAGUAAGAUUGCGACACAGAAAGAUGGGGUCUGUCGAGGGGUUGGGAAGUGGAGUAGAAGGAAGAAUUAAAAGACUACGCAAAUUGGUCACUGGCUUAAUUCGGUAUGAGAGAAUCGAAACGGCACACAGCCACGGGGACGAGGCAAGGGGAUAUGCGGAAAGACUGAUCCAGGUGGCCAUAAAGAAUGGAGACAAACACAGGGAAACAAUGGAAAUGGCUGAUUUUUGGCUCAUGGAGAAAGAUCUGAUUCACAAAUUAUUCAAAGUUCUGGUUCCACGCUACCAGAACUAUUCAACAUCUUACACCCAGAUGUGGAAUCUGCCGAUAAAAUAUCCAGGAUUCGGACAUCAAAGUGGUGUUCUCGAGCUAAAAGGUAACCCAUGGCCGCCAGUGAGACCUGAGCAAAGGGAAACCAAGUAUCUCCUGUCGAACAUACUGCUACAGGAGGCAAGGAGAGAAUACAACCAAAACAAAAUCAAGCUAGACACCGCCAGCCUCGAUUACACAAACAAGAGCAGUGGCGAUCCAUUCAGUGACAGAAUGGACAUGUCUCGCAUUACAGAGACUACUGACAGCAGUAGUCCCCACGUUGCAGAUACUCUGGAAGACAAAAGGGUUACUCAGAUGGGUGAUGAGGACAGUGGCGGAGGUGAUAGAGUUAAUUCAAUGGAAAAAGAUGUGGACAAAGUUUCAAAGCAAAUGGAUGAAUUGAACGUUAAAGACAAACCGACUUGAUGUUGGUGUUCGAUGGCCUGUUUGUGUGUUAUUGUGUUCAUACAGUAAAUUAACGGGCAGUAUUUUGGGGUCAGUCAACAAUUACCUAACAUUCUAGGUGUGGGUGGGUGUCAUGGGAGUUGUACAAAGAAAUUAGGGGAAGGGGUGGGGGUCUUGCAUGUUUUCCAGACGUUUGGUAAUGUUUUUAAGACAGUGUCCCAUUUUUUAAAAGUAUAAUGCAGUGAGAAGUAACAUGCACCCUGGCAUGGCGAUUUUCUUCCUUAAACUGACCAUUUUCUAUCUAAUAUUUAUUGCCAAACAAAAGAAACAAAAAUACAAACAGAACAUCCAGUCAUCGUGGUCAGGUUACGUCACAAUGCGGGCGGGACGUAACCCAGUGGUAAAGUGCUCACUUUAUGUGCAGUAGGUUUAUGAUCGAUCCCCGUCAAUGGACUCAUUGGGCUAUUUCUCGUUCCAUCCAGUGCCAGUAUAUCAAAGGUUGUAGUAUGCGUUAUCCCGUCUGUUAGCCAAUCCAAUAACCGAUGGUUAACCUUUUAAGUUAAAAUGACAGGGAAAUUGGUGUUGUGUGAUUUUAGGUGAGAGACUGCUGUUGUCUCAACAUUUUAAUAUGUAACAUGUAUGGGAGGUGUGUGUGUAUGAAAAUGUAGUUGUUGAAUGACCCCUUUACUGAUGGGAUGGUACACCCUGGAAAGUACACUAUACCUACAGAACUAACACGUACAUUGUGUGCUCGAAGAGUUCAUCAGUGCCAAUAGUUUAAUGUCAAUACAGAAGUUGUUUUGCAUUAAAGAUGUAUACAACAA